GAAGAUGAUCUGCAGGAUCCUGCUGCUCCUCAUCCUCACCUCAUGUGUCUCUGGAUCAUUUGUAGUCAAUGUGACACAGACCUCCUAUCAGGCAGAGGAGAACCACAACAUCACACUGGAGUGGACGUUCACCACCAACCCUGACAGAUCCAUCACUUCACUGAAGAUCCUCUGUACUCUGAUUACUCUUCAUAAGCUCUCAGUCCUGUAUCGUGUUCAUGGAGGUGUUGAGGUGUCAGAGUCUCAGGAUGCAAAGUUUUCAGGACGAGUCCAGAGUGACAAAGACGCCCUCAGAGAAGGACGAAUCAGACUUCAACUGUCCAGACUCAGGACUGAUGACUCGGGUCUGUACCUGUGUGAGGUCAACACUGAUGAUGGCUUCAGUGUUGGAAGAUGUCGACUCAACGUCACUGCAGCUGCUGAUGAGCCCAAACCUCAAACUCCAACAGUGAACCCACAGACAGAGAGUCGAGGAAGGAUCGGCCUCCAUGCUGCUCUCAUACUGACAGCAGCUGCUGCAGCUCUGCUCAUCACACUGUGCUUGAAAAACAACAAAAAAGAAACACAAUCAUCAUGUAAACAGUCUCUGAGCAGCGUGCUCACCUCGACUUCUUCCUCUGAGUCUCAUCCUGCUGCUUCAUGUGACUGAGGAGCUCCCUGAACUCCACAGAUCCACAUGUUAACAGCUGGGUCUGCAGUGGAAGCUUUGUGGGAGCAUCAAGCUCAGUGUGAGCUGAGAAACACUGUCUGCAGUCUGCAGCCAUCAUCA
This is a messenger RNA of Archocentrus centrarchus (flier cichlid), 769 nucleotides long. RefSeq lists its product as uncharacterized. Bases 5 to 649 code for a protein of 214 amino acids. The record is from RefSeq and is a predicted model, not a curated record. Gene Ontology annotation, cellular component: external side of plasma membrane. The transcript has 3 exons. Lineage: Eukaryota; Metazoa; Chordata; Actinopteri; Cichliformes; Cichlidae. Gene Ontology annotation, biological process: negative regulation of T cell proliferation; T cell costimulation; cell surface receptor signaling pathway.